AUGGUUGCGUUUUUUAAAAACAAGAAGAAAGAUAAAAUCAAAAUUAUAUCUUCAACAAAAGUUAAAACUGAGUUGAACAAUUCUUCUACUGAAAAAGGAAAAAUACCGCCUAUUAAAAAUAUAUUUAUAACAAAUUGUACUUGUUGCGGAACUUCUUUACAUUUACCAGAAAAAGUUCCAAAAUUUAAAUGUGCUGUUUGCCAUACGAUAGUGUAUUUACCGUCAAAAGAUGUUGAUGAGAGUGAAAAUAAAGAUGAUCGAAUGGAGAUAGAAUUCUUAGAAGCAUUCAACUAUGAUAGAUUCAUUAAAAUAUUAGAAGAUUGUGAUUUGAAUUAUUUAAAUAAUCGUAAUAAGACAAAGGAUAGAUGUUCAAUUUUUUAUGAACCAUUAAUAUCAUAUUUAACAGAAAAGUUGGAUACUGUUGAGAAAAUCAAUAAAUCAUUUAUUUCAGAUGAACCAUUUACGCAAAUUGACUUCAAACAAUUAUUCCAUUUCUAUAAAAAAUUAGUGAAGUUGCCUACAAGGAAACCUCUCUAUACUUUAAUGCACGUGUUUAAUACCGUAUUAAGGAAACCAGGAAAGCCAUUGUUAUUAAAAGACAAGAAUAAUGAUUUAGCCGAAUUGCAUUGGAUAUUUAUCAUUUGGCUGAAUCCAAUACUGAAAGACUGUUUAAUUUACAACUCUAAAAGGGAAACGAGAUUACUUAAUGGUAAAUUUUUCAUACCUGAAAUUAAUUCAAUUUCCUAUGAAUUGAUAAAGAGAAGCAUAGGAUAUAUCUCAAAUAUUGUUAUAACAAAUUCUAUUGUUUAUAAACAGCUGGUUAAAUAUUUCAAACAUUUACCAUUACAACUUUUAAUUAAUGACAUAGAAAGAGUAAAUUUAUAUGUCACUUUUCAAUUUAACAAGAUCAUCUAUUCCAAUACUAAGGAUACUGCUAACAAAAGGGAAAGCAAAUUAUUUAACAAACCUAUCAAUAAUACUAAUAAUACUAAUAACAAUAAUAUUAAUAAUAAUUCAAUGACAAAUCAAAAUGUGAACAAUAUUGAUAAUAUCUGGAGCUCUGAUGAAAUAACUAGUGACAUUUUAGCAAAAUUAAAUGGAAGGGUAGCUCCUUGUUUACAGGGUUUUAAGUUUAAGAGUUAUGAAUAUGAUUCGAAUUGGCACAUAAGAACUGCAUCAAAUCUGUUACGCGUCCUUUAUAUAGGAAAUGAAGAAAGAAAUGAAAAUAAGAUAACUUCUAGUUCUUUUUAUAACAUAUUGCUCGAUUUCAUUGAUUUUAAACAGGAUUUUGAAAAUUGGAGAAAAUUGAGAAAUAUUAGUAGAAGGUCAACACUAAGCUCUAUGGAAAAUUGGGAACUUCUUGAGAUAAACUCAUCUCAUGGAUAUGCUCUAUGCCAGUAUCCUUUUCUACUUUCGCUUGGAUUAAAGAUAUCAAUUUUGGGAUAUGAAGUAAGAAGAAUAAUGGAAUUUAAAGCUGAACAGGCAUUUCUGAAAUCACUUGAUAAGGGAAGAACUGUAGAUGUUUACUUUAAAAUCAAGGUGAGGAGAAGUCACAUUACACAUGAUUCUUUAAACUAUAUUAAAAAUCAUCCACAAGAUUUACUGAAAUCAUUGCGGGUUGAAUUUGUAGAUGAACCAGGGGUCGAUGCCGGCGGUUUAAGAAAAGAAUGGUUUAUAUUAUUGACAAGAAAACUAUUUGACCCUAUGAAUGGAUUAUUUAUAGUAAAUGAGGAGAGUAGAUUAGCUUGGUUUUCAAUUCAACCCCAUGACUUUGAUGAACAAAAUGAUGAACUAUUCUAUCUAUUCGGUGUUAUUUUGGGCCUUGCUAUAUUCAACAGUACCAUUCUUGAUUUAAGAUUUCCCAAAGCUUUCUACAAAAAAUUAAUACAUGAGCCAUUAUCUUUUGUAGAUUAUGCAGAACUUUAUCCAGAGAACGCAAAAAAUCUAUUAAAAUUAUGUGCAUACAACGAAGACGAUUUUUGUGAAGUAUUUGAUUUAACAUUUGAAACUACUUUUGAAAGCAGCGAAUUGAGUAUAGAAAACAAUGGUGACAGGAGCGGUGAACCAAAGCGUAAUAAAAUUACAGUAGAAUUGUGUGAGGGUGGUAAAAAUAUUCAAGUGACAAAUGAAAAUAAGAACCAAUUUAUUAAGUUAUGGUUUAAUUUUUAUAUGAACAAAAGCAUCGAAAGACAGUACAAUCAAUUUGAAAAAGGGUUUCACGAAGUAUUUUCACAAUGUGAUUGUACCAAAUUAUUUAAUUCAGAAGAAUUAGAGCGUUUGGCAUGCGGCGAUAACGAACAAGACUCUAUUGAUAUAAUGAUGUUGAGAUCAGUUACAAAGUAUAUCGGAGGAUAUAACGAUCAAUCACAAGUGAUAUCAUGGUUUUGGGAAAUUUUACAAGGAUGGGAUCAUAAACUUCAAAAGAAAAUGCUACAAUUUGUAACUGGAUCAGACCGUAUUCCAGCAACAGGUAUAUCAACGUUACCAUUUAAAAUAGCUAGGGUUGGGCCAAAUUUACAUCACGUUGAAAAUGGUCUUCUGGAAGAACCAUUGCCAACAGCACAUACUUGUUUCAACGAAAUUUGCUUAUGGGACUAUAAAUCGAAAGAAGAACUUGAACGAAGACUAAUUUAUUCAAUUUCCGAAUCAGAAGGAUUUGGAUUUAAAUAA
Molecule: messenger RNA, 2670 nt
Organism: Vanderwaltozyma polyspora DSM 70294
Lineage: Eukaryota; Fungi; Ascomycota; Saccharomycetes; Saccharomycetales; Saccharomycetaceae
Gene: HUL4
Product: putative E3 ubiquitin-protein ligase HUL4
Exons: 1
Coding region: 1-2670 (889 amino acids)
Biological process (GO): protein polyubiquitination
Molecular function (GO): ubiquitin protein ligase activity
Source: RefSeq, a predicted model, not a curated record